CCAGCCUGAAAAUACCCACAAAUAAUCCAUGUCAAUGCAGCACUAAUUCGUUGUUUAUAUUUUGAAAAACAUAAAAAACUGUAAAAAACAUCUUUUAAUUAAUUCAUAUUAAGAGAAUAGUGAAUGAAAAGUGUUAAUUAAAUUAAUUCACGUCGUUAUCAACGCAUUGCACGAAAAUGGAUAGUCCAAAACCGUCUUGUGAAGGCGACAUAUCAGGUGUGACUAGUCGAAGCGGUAGAGUGAUAAAGAAAAGUACAAAAUUAAUGGAUUUCACAUCGCCAGAUGAUAUUGAGCGAAUAAAGGCGAAGAAAAUGGCAGCAGCAUCAAGGAAACUUCAUAUGGCUCAACUAUCACAUAUAAAACUGGAACCUGAAUUGCAAAUCUUUGAUAUGUCGCAGGAAAAGCACUUCACAGACCACUACGAAGAAUAUCCAUCACUUAAAGAUCAUGACGACAAUUUCACACCAGAUCACGAUGAUUUGGAGCCAGACGAUGAAGAAUUUAAUGAAACAGACUCGGAUGAACGUCAAAUGGUUAUUAAGACUGAAGAUGAUCCAGAGAUUGAGUUUAAUACACCACGACGAAGUAUUUACAUUACAGAGAAGUCAUCAAAAAAGAAAAUCAUUAAGGACGGCAAGAUUGUAAUGACAAAAGCACAAAGGAAGGAUAAAGGAAAGACAAGGUACACAGCAUAUAUGUUAUGGGCGAAAGAUGCAAGACAACAGAUCUCAAUAUCACAUCCAGAACUUGAUUUUGCGAGUGUCUCGAAGCGAUUAGGUGAAAUGUGGGCGAAUGUUCCAACGAAUGUCAAAUAUAAUUGGAAAAGGAGGGCAAAGAGGCUGGCAAAUAAGAUGAAAAAGUCAAAUGGAGCUAAAGGAGGUCCAAUACAACCUAGUAAAUAUAUGCAGCAGAAAUAUUACCUUAAUAAGAACAGUACAAAUAAUAUUGGACAAACACAAAUGCAAAAUGUCACGUUAACAAAACAACAGAAACAGCUUCAAAAACUGCUCAAAUCUGAAAAGUCAAAAACUCAAUCAAUCCAAAAUGCACAAAAACUUCAAAAAGAAAAAUUCAUUAGUCCGUCAACGGCCAUAACAAUUUCAAGUAUCAAAUCGAAUGCUUUAGUGCCAUCAACAUCGUCGCAUCAUCAUCGGCAACAAAUUCAAAUUAAUCGUCCAAUGGAUUUAGCGCCAAUCGAUGUUGCAGCUCAUUUGAAGCUUUUAGGAGAGAGUCUAAUUAAUAUUGGCGAGCGACUAAGUCAGCAUGAGGGCCAAAUCGCAGUAUCGGGAAGCUUUAGUGUGCUACUUGAUAGUAUCCUUUGUGCAAUGGGCGCUUUAAUGUGCUGCUUAAAUUACGUUCCGGAAUUAAAUUUUCAACAUAAUCCGCCUCUAAUCACCUCUGACGAUCCAAAUUCUGAUGAGGAACCGAAAAAUUUAUUUCAAAGCGUUAUGGACAAUAUCCAUUAUAUAAUGCCAGGUCUGUAAAAUACAAUUUUUCAUUUUUUUCUACUCAAUUCAGUGAUUGUGUGUGUAAAUUUCCUUAAUUAAGGUUGAGAAAGUUAAGAAAAUAAAUUUUUUCGAAUUAAUUUCUCAAAAUUGUAAAAAAGAACCUUUAUAUCCUUUAUUUACCAACAAACAUGACACAGAGAUAGAUUUAAAAGUUUAAUGUAGUAUUAUUAUUAAUUAAAUGGUAAUCUUCGUGAUUAAAAAAAAGUACAUAAAGUUUAGUCAUUUAAUCGACGAGGAAUGUUUUGUUCAAUUGUCAAGAGGAUUAUAGUGUUAAAUAUUUAAUUAUUAAUGCCCAUA
Chironomus riparius is the source of this 1805-nucleotide messenger RNA. Lineage: Eukaryota; Metazoa; Arthropoda; Insecta; Diptera; Chironomidae. The record is from the annotation of a GenBank genome assembly.